Messenger RNA from Sitodiplosis mosellana (orange wheat blossom midge), 1626 nucleotides. RefSeq lists its product as uncharacterized. The annotation marks the transcript as partial. The record is from RefSeq and is a predicted model, not a curated record. NCBI's taxonomy places the organism in Eukaryota, Metazoa, Arthropoda, Insecta, Diptera, Cecidomyiidae. The transcript is spliced from 2 exons.
UGAUAACGAAAGUGAAGUUUCCAACGAUGAAAAUUCAUCCGAAGGCGAUGUGAUUGUCGAUUCAGAUGCCGAAAUACCGAGACCACAGACAUUGAAAGCCGAAGACAAAUUGUCCGGCCUUAUUCCGUUCCAGUUGCGGGAGAACAAUGAUAGAUACUACCCAAAUGCCGAGGUCACAAUCCGAGAAUCGAUUGUUGAAACUCUCCUACUCUGGAACACAUCGCCGCUCUAUGACACGCCCGAGAACGAUUUCAUGUUUGUACAAUUUUCGUUGAUCGACAUGUUUGGUGGAACCAAACUCUCUGAUGGCGAUUUUCACGAGGAAAAGGAAAAACUGGCAUUUGCUAAAGAAUUGUUCGCCAUUCGGGUCCAAGAUGAUGUUCUACGAUUGACCCGAUUCGACAAAUAUGCGGAGGCCGUUGCCAAACAAUUCCAGGACAAGAUCAAGUCUAAUCACUAAAUUUAACAUUUUGUCGCAUUUUCAUAUCAUUUUUCAAAUGAUUCCAAUGAAUUGAUCAAAUAAUGUGAAAAAAUCAAAGAUUAUAUACAUAUGUAUAUUUAGCAAAGUUUCUAGCAAAAGAUAAUAUUCAUCACAGUCUCUUAUUUUGAGAAGCAACUCACCGAUUGCGUCAAGUUUUUAGUUUUAUAUUAACUUAAAGAACAUAGAUGGAAAGACAAUAUGUAGGUUAAUCUAAAGAAAACAGUGCAUUUUUUUAAAUGUUUAAGAAUAAAAGAGACUGAUAAGAAUAUUUAUAAUUCUAACUGAAUCGAAUUCAAAAUAAAGUAUGUGUGCCUGAAAUUUAUAUAUAUGAAAUAAAAAAACAAUUUCUAUAUGUUUCAUUUCCUUAGGUUUUAUUGACUUGCUAUUUCCAGCACUAUUUUGAUUGCAGAACGAAAUAAAUAUAGAAUUUAAAUUGCUUUGCACUUGGCGAUUUUGCUUUAUUUGACUCAUUCAUAAGUAUUCAAAGUGAUCAGUCACAAUGAGUUUAAUAACGCAGAUAAUUGAAAACCAAGAUAUAUAAAUUUACUAUGAAAAUAUUCAUUGAACUAUAAACGAAUAACGUUUAGAACUCUAUUUUUAAAUAAAUAGUAAAUAAUAUUUAUGACUUUGAAUAUCACAUUUAAAAUAAUUCAGAAUUCAACUUGAUAAACAUUAUACGUUGGAGAGAAUCAUCGCUUAAGCUAUUUCUGAGCUUAUUAAAUACGAAUUUUAAUGUCGAAAAAUUCUGUUCACAAGUUACUUCAGUUGGUGGAAUGACGAACAUUACAGAAGCCAAUUUACAUAAUUCAGGUCGCGUUGUAUAACUAUUUCGCCAAAAUUCUAUCACACUGUCUCCGAUUGGCAAUCGGUUUGUUUGAAAAUCAAAUUCGUCGAGUAAGGAACUGAUUUUCUUUGUAGUACUUCGGGUCCCCGUACAUUUUGAUUGCAGCAAUCUUUCGAGCAAACUAUCAUUUUCAUCGGCUGCAAAUGACUCGUUCACGCCGACAACUUCACCAAUAUGAACUGCGUCCAAAUCCUCUUUUGACAAACCGGCGGCUUCAUCAAAUUGUUCAUUUUCUUCGGCGGCCAUUCUUCUACUCUCUAUCUUUUCAUACAGUUUACACAAAAAUGAUUUAGCAGCAGUU